CGCACCCCUUUUCCGGCCGCCGGGACCCUCCUUGCUCCACCCCGGGGGCCCCCGCCCUGACGCGGGCAGCGGCCCCAGCCGGCGUGGGGGGGCUCCUAAAUCCGGCCGUCCCGCCCUCUACUGGGCCCCUGCCCACCCCCCAUCUGCGGUGCAUGGGGGGGCCCGCAGCUGGAUUAUUUGGCAGCGCCGCACUGCGCGGCGUCGGGGAGGGGGAGGACGCAGGGGCACCCCUCUCCCCCAGCCUCAGUUUCCCGGGGCGGUUCUUGCGCAUCUGUGCCCGCCCCUCCCCCGCAGGCGCUGGGCACCGGGUCCCCCCCCAGCCAGGGCUCAGCCUGCGCUUCCCCUCCUCCAGCGCGCCUUUGUCCCCUCCAACCACGGCCUGUGGAGCCCGCGGCACCAUGAUCGCGACCAAGGAGAAGAAUAAAAGCCCGAAGGACAGCAUGACGCUUCUUCCUUGCUUCUACUUCGUGGAGCUCCCCAUAGUGGCAUCGUCCAUCGUGUCCCUCUACUUCCUGGAGCUGACAGACCUCUUCAAGCCGGCCAAGGUGGGUUUCCAGUGCUAUGACCGCGCGCUCUCCAUGCCCUACGUGGGGACCAACGAGGAGCUCAUCCCUCUGCUCAUGCUCCUCAGCUUGGCCUUCGCUGCCCCUGCAGCCUCGAUCAUGGUCGGCGAGGGCCUGCUCUACUGUGCGCAGUCCCGGCUCUGGGGCCGCGGCGGGGGCCCGGGCGGGGCCGAGGGCAGCAUCAGCGCGGGGGGCUGCAGCUUCAACUCCUUCCUGCGGCGCACCGUGCGCUUCGUGGGUGUCCACGUGUUCGGCCUGUGCGCCACCGCCCUGGUGACCGACGUCAUCCAGCUGGCCACGGGCUACCACGCGCCCUUCUUCCUGACUGUCUGCAAGCCUAACUACACGCUGCUGGGCACGUCGUGCGAGGCCAACCCCUACAUCACGCAGGACAUCUGCGCCGGCCAUGACACCCACGCCAUCCUGUCCGCGCGGAAGACCUUCCCGUCGCAGCACGCCACCCUGUCCGCCUUCGCUGCGGUCUACGUGUCGAUGUACUUCAACUCGGUCAUCUCCGACACCACGAAGCUGCUCAAGCCCAUCCUGGUGUUCGCCUUUGCCAUCGCAGCGGGCGUCUGCGGCCUCACCCAGAUUACGCAGUACCGCAGCCACCCGGUGGACGUCUACGCGGGCUUCCUCAUCGGGGCUGGCAUCGCCGCCUACCUGACCGCCUUGGCAGGUUUGUUGCCCGGUGAGAAGUCUGGUCUUCAGCCCCCGCCUCACCCCCAGGCCUGCCACGCUGUGGGCAACUUUCAGGCCCCAACUACAGAGAAGCCGACGGCACUGGCCCCGGCCAAGGACGCGCUGCGGGCACUGACCCAGCGGGGCCACGACUCCGUGUACCAGCAGAACAAGUCCGUGAGCACGGACGAGCUGGGCCCACCGGGGCGGCUGGAAGGCGGGCCCCGGCCGGUAGCCAGAGAGAAGACCUCCCUGGGCAGCCUGAAGCGGGCCAGUGUGGACGUGGACUUGCUGGCCCCACGCAGCCCCAUGGGCAAGGAGAACAUGGUCACUUUCAGCCACACGCUGCCCCGUGUCAGCACACCCUCGCUGGAUGACCCUGCUCGCCGCCACAUGACCAUCCACGUGCCCCUCGACGCCUCCCGCUCCAAGCAGCUCAUCAGCGAGUGGAAGCAGAAGUCGCUGGAGGGCCGAGGCCUGGGGCUGCCGGACGAGGCCAGCCCUGGCCACCUGCGGGCACCGACAGAGCCCAUGGCAGAGGAGGAGGAAGAGGAGGAAGAAGAGGAGGAAGAGGAGGAGGAGGAGGAGGAGGAAGAGGAGGAGGGCGAGGAAGGAGGUCGGGCCCCACCCUCACUCUACCCCACCGUCCAGGCCCGGCCGGGGCUCGGGCCCCGGGUCAUUCUACCCCCACGCUCCGGGCCGCAGCCGCUGGUGCACAUCCCUGAGGAGGGGGCGCAGGCGGCCACGGGCCUGUCUCCCAAGAGCAGCGCGACCGUGCGGGCCAAGUGGCUCAUGAUGGCAGAGAAGAGUGGGGCGGCGGCGGCCGCAGCCUCCGCACAGCCCCGCGUGGCCAACCCACCACGGUUGCUGCAGGUGAUCGCCAUGUCCAAGGCGCCGGGCGGGCCCGGCCCCAAGGUGGCGGAGACCGCCUCGUCCUCCAGCGCCAGCUCCGACUCCUCGCAGUACCGCUCGCCAUCGGACCGCGACUCGGCCAGCAUUGUCACCAUCGACGCGCAUGCGCCCCACCACCCUGUGGUCCACCUGUCCUCGGGGAAUGGGCCCUGGGAAUGGAAGACGGCGGGCGGCGCAGCCAAGGGCGUGGAGGGUGAGGGCGGCUACGAGCUGGGGGACCUGGCUCGCAGCUUCCGCAUGGGGCCCAAGCCGCCAGGGGUGUCCCCCGGCUCGUCCAUCAGUGACGUGGACCAAGAGGAGCCGCGGUUCGGGGCAGUGGCCACGGUGAACCUGGCCACCGGCGAGGGGCUGCCCCCGCUGGGCACAGCCGAUGGCGCACUGGGCCCCGCCAGCCGCGAGUCCACACUGAGGCGCAAGGCCGGCAGCCUGGUGCUGGGCGAGCGCGAGACCGCGGGCGAGGCGGAGGCCGAGAGCUACUACCGCAAGAUGCAGGCGGCCCGGAGGUUCAAGGACUGAUGGGGGCUGGGAUGGCGCAUGGGGUGUAGGUGGCCACAG
Molecule: messenger RNA, 2711 nt
Organism: Lutra lutra (Eurasian river otter)
Lineage: Eukaryota; Metazoa; Chordata; Mammalia; Carnivora; Mustelidae
Gene: PLPPR3
Product: phospholipid phosphatase related 3
Exons: 7
Coding region: 153-2672 (839 amino acids)
Biological process (GO): phospholipid dephosphorylation; phospholipid metabolic process; signal transduction
Molecular function (GO): phosphatidate phosphatase activity
Source: RefSeq, a predicted model, not a curated record